AUGCAGCGCGCCGAGCUGCGGGAGGGGGAGGCGGCGGCGGCCGCCGCGGCCUCCUACCGGGUGCUCAGCCGCCUGCUGGGCUACGGGGCCGGGCCGGAGGCGGGCGCGGCGGGCGGCGCCGUUACCGGCGCGGCGGGCGCGGGGCCGCUGGGCCCCGGCGGCGGGCGGCUGCCGGCGGCGGCGCUGCCGGGCGGCGGGACGCUGCGGGCCCCGCGGCCGCCGCCGCAGCUGAUGGUGUUCCGCAACGCGGCGGAGGGGCGGCCCGGCGAGGAGGGCGGCCCGGCGGCGGGCGGCGGCGGCGGCGGGGGCCCGGCGGGCGGCGGCGAGCUGCUCUGCCCGCGGCACCGCUGCGCCCUGGAGCCCAAGGCGGCGGCCCGGUGGGGGGCCGCGCCGCCGGGCGGGCUGGAGCUGCAGCUGGCGGCGCUGGGGCUGCGGCCGCCCGGGCUGGGCGCGAAGGGGCCGGCGGGCUGCCCCUGCCCCUGCCUCGGCCCGCCGCCGCCCGCCGGGCCCGCCGCCGAGGAGACCAGCGACGCGCUGCUGGUGCUGGAGGCGCUGGAGCCCGACGAGGCCGGGAGCUGCUCCGAGGAGGAGCCGGGUUCCCCCGGCCGCGGGGCCGCCCGCGCCGCCGGGAGAGGAGCCGCCGGCCCCGCGCCGCCGCCCGCGGCCCCCGGGGGAGCCGGAGCCGGCCCCGGCGCCAGGAAGGGCUCGCUGAAGAUCCGCCUCAGCCGCCUCUUCCGCACCAAGAGCUGCAGCGGCGGCUCGGCCACCGGGGACGCCGCCGCCACCGAGGGCCGGCGCACCGGGGAGCUGCCCGCCUCGGCCGGCAGCCUGACCGACGUCUGCGGGGCCCGCGGCCGAGAGCAGGAGGCGGGCAGGAAACACAGACUGACAAGAACUCAAAGUGCCUUUUCCCCGGUUGUGUUCAGCCCCCUCUUCACAGGUGAAACAGUGUCACUAGUGGACGUGGACAUCUCUCAGCGAGGACUGACCUCCCCUCACCCUCCGACUCCGCCACCUCCACCACGAAGAAGCCUCAGCCUGCUAGAUGAUAUCAGUGGGACGCUGCCUACAUCUGUCCUAGUGGGUCCAAUGGGCUCCUCCCUGCAGUCUUUCCCUCUGCCUCCGCCUCCUCCGCCCCAUGCCCCAGACGCCUUCCCACGGAUUGUGCCGCUGAGGCCGACGGAGGCGAUGCCCGGCCAGCCCGCCCCGCACCUGCAGUGUCCGCUCUACCGCCCGGACUCCAGCAGCUUUGCAGCCAGCUUGCGAGAGCUGGAGAAGUGUGGGUGGUACUGGGGACCGAUGAACUGGGAGGACGCAGAGAUGAAGCUGAAGGGGAAGCCGGAUGGGUCCUUUCUGGUCCGAGACAGUUCUGACCCUCGUUACAUCCUGAGCCUCAGCUUUCGGUCGCAGGGCAUCACCCAUCACACCAGGAUGGAGCACUACAGAGGGACCUUCAGCCUGUGGUGCCAUCCCAAGUUUGAAGACCGCUGCCAGUCUGUGGUGGAGUUCAUAAAGAGAGCAAUCAUGCACUCCAAAAAUGGGAAAUUUCUCUACUUCCUCCGAUCCAGGGUUCCAGGUCUCCCUCCAACACCUGUCCAGCUCCUGUAUCCAGUCUCCAGGUUCAGCAAUGUCAAAUCCCUUCAGCACCUUUGCCGCUUUCGGAUCAGGCAGUUGGUCCGAAUAGACCACAUCCCCGAGCUCCCGCUGCCCAAGCCCCUGAUCUCCUACAUCCGCAAGUUCUACUACUACGACCCGCAGGAGGAGGUGUAUCUGUCGCUGAAGGAAGCUCAGCUCAUCUCCAAACAGAAGCAGGAGACCGAAUCCUCCACGUAGCGAGGCUGCCUCGCCCGUCUUGUUGCUGUCAUUGAUGGAAUUUGAUUGUUGCCAUCCUGUAGCCCGAGUCAGGCUGUGGUGGGAAGGAGGCACGCGACGGUGAAGUCUGCUUCUGCGGUGCCGCUUCUGCUCUCAAGCUCUCUUGUACAGAGAAGAGGGUUCAAGACUCCUAAGAAGCACAGCAGAACGGGAAUAAGAGCCUUGGCUCCUGACUGAGGGAGAGGGGUCUUGGAGACAGCUGAGCCCAGCUCGUGGACUCGUUGCAGAACAAAGAAUGUCAUGGCACUAUUUACAAUU
Messenger RNA from Gavia stellata (red-throated loon), 2130 nucleotides. RefSeq names its product suppressor of cytokine signaling 7 (gene SOCS7). The record is from RefSeq and is a predicted model, not a curated record. Lineage: Eukaryota; Metazoa; Chordata; Aves; Gaviiformes; Gaviidae. The transcript has 10 exons. Gene Ontology annotation, cellular component: phosphatidylinositol 3-kinase complex. Gene Ontology annotation, molecular function: 1-phosphatidylinositol-3-kinase regulator activity. Gene Ontology annotation, biological process: phosphatidylinositol phosphate biosynthetic process; intracellular signal transduction. The coding region runs from base 1 to 1833 and encodes 610 amino acids.